Pyrenophora tritici-repentis Pt-1C-BFP is the source of this 489-nucleotide messenger RNA. Lineage: Eukaryota; Fungi; Ascomycota; Dothideomycetes; Pleosporales; Pleosporaceae. The record is from RefSeq and is a predicted model, not a curated record.
AUGGCAUUCCGCCUCCUCCCACAUUCAACUCUACAAGCACUAUUCGGCACCCAAAUCAUCGACGAAUCCCACAUCACGUGUGUGGCUCUCACAUCAACAAAAAAGAACACAAAGAAACUGUUCCUUAGACUGACAGAGGCCUUGUACUACAACAAGGGUGCGCGCCUCUGCCGCCAGGAACGAUGGAACGAGAUGACAAGAUUGCAGCUGGAGAAUGAGGCGCUCAAAAUGGGUAUGGUGGACGAGCUUGAGGAGGAGAAAACCGAGCUUAGUCUAAGAGUGAUGUUGGCAGGAGCGAUGUUGAAGGAGAGAGAAGAAAAGAAGGCGAAGGAGACGGAGGAGAGAAAUUCAGGAAACGAAAGCGAGCUUGAGCUAGGAGUCAUGCUGGAAGGAGCGACAUCGAGGGAGAAGAAGGAGAAGAGGGCAGAGGAGCAGGAUGUGAAGAGUGAAGAGUCAAGGAGUGAUAGUGUUAUGGAAGAUGUAUUGUGA